GACAGAGGGAGGCCUCGCCCUGUGAUGUGGAUCACGGAUCUCAUUUACAUGUCCACAGCGCGUAUCCAACGCCGAAUGCUAUGGAGUACUUAGAAUUUACUACCGGCUAAAAAGUCUUUAUUAGUAAAUAAAUUAUUUGUUAUAAGUGCAUAUUUUUAAGACCCAAAUAUUCCGAAAGCCUUCUGACAUGUCAGUAUGCGCAAAUUCUGCGCUGCUUUAAUGUUCAGGACGCUCGUGACGCGGAAUCCUCGCGUCACAGAGACGAGGUGCCGAGCUAGCGUUCACUAUCUUACGUUACGCUCGUGGUGGCGGCGCGGGCGGUUUUACCUCCGCGGCCGGGCGACGGUAACAGUGACGGUGACACGGACGAGCGCGCUCCCCUUCCGAGAGGCGCCGUUAUUGUCUUGGCUGCGCGUGAGGCUCCGCACCUCGCAGUGUAGCCGCAGGCUCGUCGCCUCGUCUCGCGAGAAACGGGAGAGAAACACCGGCUUUGUCGUUCACUUUUGGAAAAGGACCGGAUUGUCAUCCCCGGGGAAACGGCGCCUUUAUUCCCCUCAGCCGACUCAGCUAGCCUAGCCUAGCCUAGCCUAGCCCAGCCUAGCCUAGCCUAGCCUAGCCUAGCGCUCCGUGACCGGGCACCGUGUUUAUGGCGACAGACUAACUGGACCUGAAGCAUGGAGCCUCCACUCGGACUGGGCGAGGACAAAUGUGUGGUAACAGUGAGGGGUCAUGAGCUGACAUCCGGGCACCGAGCACCUAGGCUUCUCUCCCUGCUGGAGUGCUUGGGACAAUUUAAGUUGGAUGUUCUGUCUAACCCUGAUGCAGUUGUGUCCAGUCCGGUGCCCCAGUUGUCCAUACCCAUCAACAGACAUUUUCAGAUGGUACGAGAAGCAGAGGAGGCUCUUCUCAUUGACAUCUCAAUAAGCACUACAUUGAGAGUCCGCAUCCAAGGAGAGCACCCCCCGGAGCUUCUGGUGGAACUGCAGGAUGACGAGCGCAGCCGUACGUUCAUCCAGCAGGUGAUGAAGGCCAAGCAGCAAGUUGAAGUGAAAGGUUCAGUACCUGGGAAAAUGGAGCCUGGAGUGUGCGCACACCUCAAACGCUCUGGCCCCGCCCCUCACAGACGGGUCGCCAGACCUGCAGUCAAUGCCUCCAAGAACCUGCUAGAAGGCCAUGCCAACAGCAGCGCAGGCGAAACCCCUUCACGCACUGCGGGUUCUGGUGACCCUUCAGUCUCCCUGGUGACAGACUUUGGCUUUGAGAACCAUUUCAACCAUGCACUAAAAGUCGAGGAACAAAAGAAUCGACAGAACCAGACCAUUGGCCAGAGGGAAGCCCCACCUCCUCCUGUGCCCCCCCUCCCACCUCGAAAAGGCCCCUACGUGCCCUCCACUGCCUCAGGGGCAGGAGCCCCUCCCAGAGACAGACCUCCACCCAUCCAAACUCCCACACCAGUCAGGCAAGAGUGCAGUCAUGGUGCCGAGCGGUCCAGCGCCUGGGCUGACAGUCCCGUCACGCACACCCUGAGGCAGGCUACGUACAGCAGCCAGGCGGGCCUGAGAGAGGGUGUCCUCAAAUACCGCCUGGCCAAAAAAGAGAAGGACUACGUGGACAUCCACAACUUCAGGUUUUUUGCAGGCACAUGGAAUGUAAAUGGACAGUCGCCAGACUGUACGUUGGCUCCCUGGUUGUGUUGUGAUGCGGAGCCUCCUGAUGUCUAUGCACUGGGGUUUCAGGAACUGGAUUUGAGCACAGAGGCCUUUUUCUAUAUGGACUCGUCCAAAGAGCAGCUGUGGAUCGACGCAGUGGAGCGAAGCCUUCAUCCGAAAGCCAAGUACAAGCGGGCUCGCAUUAUUCGACUGGUCGGUAUGAUGCUGGUGGUGUUUGUGAAAAAGGAACACGUCAGCCACAUCAGAGAGGUCGCCGCCGAGUGCGUAGGAACAGGCCUCAUGAACAAAAUGGGAAACAAGGGGGGCGUGGCUGUGCGUUUCGUGUUUCACAACACCAGCUUCUGCGUGGUGAACUCCCACCUGGCGGCUCACGUGGAGGACUUCGAGCGGAGAAACCAGGACUACAAGGACAUCUGCGCCCGAAUGACCUUCAACCUCAUGGAACACCCGCCGCUCUCCAUCGUCAAACACGACGUGGUGAUCUGGCUGGGAGAUCUGAACUACCGCCUGUGUAUGUACGACGCGGCCAUGGUGAAGAAGCUCAUUGCUGAGAAACAGUUGCGGCUACUACAGGAGUACGACCAGUUGAACAUGCAGAGACAGUGUAAGAGGGCCUUCACCGACUUCAUGGAGGGCGAGAUCAAUUUCAUCCCCACUUACAAAUACGACGCAAAGUCCGACCGCUGGGACUCGAGUGGGAAGUGCCGCGUCCCCGCCUGGUGUGACCGCGUGCUGUGGAGGGGCAGUGACGUGAAGCAGCUCUCCUAUCGCAGCCACAUGGGGCUGCAGACCAGCGACCACAAGCCUGUCAGUGCUAUCUUCAGCAUCGGGGUGAAGAUGGUGAAUGAUUCUCGUUAUAAGAAGGUGUUUGAGGAGCUGGUCCGCGACAUGGAUCGCAUGGAGAAUGACUUCCUGCCUUCUCUGUCACUGACUCGAAGGGAGUUCACCUUCGAGAACGUGAAGUUCCGACAGCUGCAGAGGCAGAGUUUUCUCAUCACCAACGACGGCCAGGUGCCCUGCUCCUUCGCCUUCAUUCCCAAACUCAACGACUCUCAGUACUGCAAAGCCUGGCUGCGGGCUGACCCCAGCGAGGGCCUCCUGGACCCGAACGAGACCAUGGAGAUCUCCCUGGAGGUGUACGUGAGUAAGGACUCAGUAACUCUGCUCAACUCUGGCGCGGACAAGAUUGAAGACAUCCUCGUGCUGCACUUGGACCGGGGGAAGGACUAUUUCGUCACGGUGUCCGGGACCUACCUGCCCAGCUGUUUCGGAACCUCCCUGGAGACGCUGUGCCACGUGAAGAAACCCAUCCGUGAAGUCCCUGUCACCGAGCUAAUCGACCUGGGAGACGAUAGCUGCCCGAAACAGGAAAAUUCCAGGAUGAACUUCUUAGUGGACUGCGGAGUAACAGAGGACAGGCCCUUAAAGAUCCCAAAAGAGGUGUGGUUGCUAGUCAACCAUCUCUUCACCAAGGCCUGUCAGCAGGAGGACCUUUUUCAGACUCCUGGCUUGCAAGAGGAAUUGCAGAGCAUCAUUGACUGUUUGGACACCAGCAUUCCCGACUCCAUCCCUGGCUGUAACCACUCAGUGGCUGAAGCUCUGUUGAUCUUCCUGGAGGCCCUGCCUGAGCCCGUGGUAUGUUACGAACUCUACCAGCGAUGUCUUGAGUGUUCCCACGAUAGCCGUCUCUGUAAGCAGUUAAUAUCUCAGCUCCCCCGAGCUCACCGCAAUGUUUUCCGCUACCUGAUGGCCUUCCUGAGGGAACUGUUGAAGCACUCCAUCUACAACAACCUCACAGCCAACCUCAUAGCUACGCUCUUUGCGAGCCUCCUCAUCCGUCCGCCGCAGCUGACAGGCCGGCAGAUGCCGAACGAUCGGCAGAGAGCCAACGACUUCAUCUUGGGCUUCCUCAUGGGCAGCGAGGAAGACUGAGGUCUGUGGGUCGUUCCUCGAUCCGUGCAUAGGUGGUGACACCAACAUGUGGGGAUGUAAGGAGGUGUGUGUGUGUUGCUGUGUGUGUGUGUUAGGGUUUGAACAGACGUUGGAUGCACCCUGUACUACGACGGCUGAUGGGGAAAAGAUCAGUCGUGUUUUGCACAGACGCUGUACCUCGGCUUGUGUGUCGUCAUCGGGAGCGUUCUCCACUGCUCACACUCGACUUUGUUUCACACGCCGAGAUUUAAUGGCUCCAUAGUGACCUUCGGCUUUUCCUCGUGACCUCUGUUCCUCCCAAUGGCACAGAUGAAGGCCUCAUUCAGUCCUCCUACCUGACCCACACACCAGCUCCCUGAGCAGUACGAGGGGUGUGGCCGCAUUCCUGAAAAGUGACUUUGACUUUGACAAUCGAUUGCCGUUUUGGAGGAAGGCAUUCUGGGACCGUGUACCUGACCCAUGGUGUGAUGUAUGUCCGUUGUAGUGUAAACCUGUUAUUCAUGUUUCUCCCCACACCGGACACCACCCACACCUGGAGAGUGAAACCACUCCGAUCUGAAGACAUUAAAAGCAUCCGUACUGGUUUGUCUUGUUUACUGGCAGCACAUCUCAGAUGCUGUGGCCACACUAUAAUAAUAAUUCAGCAGUCUUCAGACAGCUCUGGUGGAAAGUGUUGUGAAGAAUCGAGAACCCUGACCUUGAAACUGCAUCUUGGCACUUUUUCAACAGGACUCUUUCCAAUCCCAUUCUGUUUGACUAAGAUCAACGUGUUUGCGAUGGUUUACUCUAAAUCUAGGCAUUCUGGUUUUCAGACGCAUCGUGUCUUAUUGAUGAUAAAUAUGUAUGCUCCUGUACCUACUGGGUGUUUUACUGUGCUGUCUUGUCUUUUGAUGUUGGUACGAUUUGUGGCCACCUGACUGCUGUUUGUACAUGAGUGUUUGCAGAAACCCUGUGUCAUGCAUCCUGUAUCCUCAACAGCCACUUAAUGAAAGUUGUUUUCUCUUGUGUGCCCUUAACACGCUAUGGGGUAAAUGUGUUUCGUGAACGGUAUGGGUGGUUCCUAGGGGGACUGGGUUGGACACUAGUGCACUACAUAUCUGAAUCAUCCCAAGAUACUGCCUGUUUUUGUGGUCCAGUGUAUAUUAUCAGGUCUAAUGUGAGAUGCAGUAUCAUGUGAAUUACACAAUGGCAGAGUCUGAUAUAAAUUGUGAGACAGUUAUCCUUAAGAACAUCAGGGCUUUUUUGACCAAAGAGCAGAUGUUUUGGGGUGGGGACAUAAAACAAAUAACUCUACAAUCUGUGUCAUUGCUUCAUUAUGGGAUUGGGGUUGCUAUAGUUGGGGUUUUGUGUUGUAUUUUUUAAGGGGUUGUGGCAUGUGGCCCUAGUCCAGAUCUGUUAAGCUUUAUCUCAGUCUCUGUGUAUUCUGCUAAAUUGUUCAUGUAAAAGGAGCUGACCGAGUGUGGCUUGUUCUUACGCCUGAUCUUUAUUGUGCCAAAGGCCGAGCAUGAGUUUGCUAUUCGUGGUGUUAGUUGUGUCAGACCAGCGAUCUGUGUCUUUUUUAAUAUACACUGAAAGGCUGUGAGGCUGUUGACAUCAAAGGGCAAAUAUUUAAGACUUCGCCUGGUCAAGCUAAUGUGACUGUUCAGUGGAAAAACUCCCUUAGACUCUUAAAUAUCACGUCUGCUUGGGCAGAUGCACUCAAAAUAGCAUGGAAAAAACGAAAGACGUCAGUGUCACCAAACGCUAAGUAUAACUCCUGAGUGCUGUGAAGUCUGUCUACAGCGCCCCUGCUCCUGAAAACCGAGCCCGUUCUGUGCUUCUGGUACUUCGGAUAUCCCACUCACCCUGUCAGAACUGCUCCAGGCUCGGUUCUGCCCACGACCGCUGUGCCAGUCCAGCUGCCGUGGUGGCAUUUCUGUCGGGCUUGCGUCUGCGGGUAGGAUUAGUCACCUGCCAGACCCGCGCGUCUGAUGCGUAAUCUCCAGAGCAAAGGCCGUGGCUGGAUUCCUGAGCAGGGCCUGGCUUCAGGCUGCUGUUGUGCUACAUAAACCCUGUGGCACUCGCAGCGUGUUGCCAGUGCUUGACGUCUCCGUGGGACCGUUCCAGAGUCUGCGAGCUAAGAGUCCUGAUGGCGCGCACACCCGUCGUUUCCCCUCACCACAGGCCGUGCACUUUUCUUCCUGAAGUUCCUCGUCUUGUCCUGUGCCUCGCUCUCAUUUUUGUUUGUUUUCUAGUUUCAGUUUUGAAAUGGUUGGUAUGGUGCAUAUGCAAAUGAAUACUUGCACAGUUAUCAUUUUAUCUUUUUAGUACUUCUAACUUAUUUAACGGAAAUAAAAAUAUUCAAACGUA
Messenger RNA from Electrophorus electricus (electric eel), 5951 nucleotides. It is a transcript of the gene ocrl, whose product is annotated as OCRL inositol polyphosphate-5-phosphatase. Gene Ontology annotation, biological process: phosphatidylinositol dephosphorylation; signal transduction. Gene Ontology annotation, cellular component: cytoplasm; membrane. The record is from RefSeq and is a predicted model, not a curated record. Lineage: Eukaryota; Metazoa; Chordata; Actinopteri; Gymnotiformes; Gymnotidae. Gene Ontology annotation, molecular function: inositol phosphate phosphatase activity; phosphatidylinositol-4,5-bisphosphate 5-phosphatase activity.